AUGGAGGGGGCUCCCGUGUCUGCGGUCGCGGAGGUGAGCACGCGCGUGCAUGUGCAGGUCGGUCGCACGGCGACGAAUGAGGGCCGAGUCGUGGGCGGAAUUGUCGGGCGCGUGAACAGCAACGGGACCCUCGGAGUUCUAAUGGACAACGGCUGCUUUGCGGCGCAGGUGUCGCAGGACGACCUGGUGCUGGUGGAAGGGCGCGCUCGCAUCACGCUGGAGAGGGGCUACCUGGACAUGGUGAAGUGGAUUCGCGACGCGGGCGUGCACCGCCGCGCUGAUCGAGAGAGGCUGUCCUCCGUGCUGUAUCAGCGCGGCUGGCGCGUGGACAGGCUGUACCUGCUGGGGCCGAGCGAUGUGCACUGCGUGUCGUACGUGAAGAGGUCGGUGAGACUGCUAGUGCUGGAGAGGGCGGAGUGGCAGCGCGACCACCACGCAGAGCUGCGCGCGCUGCAGCGUGAGCGCGUGAGGGAGCGCGCGUGGCGCUACGUCAUUCAGAGGUACAGUGGCUUUGUGAGCGCCAACUGGGCCGCGCUCGGCGUCCUUUCCGUGUUUCUCUGGAACUUCAAGAGCUACAGGCGACAUCAGCGCUCCUUUCAGGUGAAACGCGCCGUCAGCACCCUGACCGACACUGACCACCAAUACACAAGCAGCCCUGCGGAGCCGCCGCAGUUUGUGGAGCGCGCGGCGGAGGAAAGCUGGGCACGCCAGGUGCUCCGCCAGCCUGACAUCACCCACCCCCGCAUCGCCGUGGUGACUGGGCUCCGCGGGUGCGGCAAGAGCUCACUGCUGCGCUCGGCGGUGCGCAAGGAGCACAGGCCCGCGCUCUUCGUCGAGGUGCGUGGGGGCGAGGACACGCUCAGCUGCAUCGUGAAGGCGAUGAAGGUGCCGAACCUGGAGUGCUGCGGGGACCACUUGGAGUUCAUUGCCGACACCUUCACCAAGGCGGCGAAGGUCAACGGCGAGCCCCCCAUCUUGGUUCUCACACUGCGAGAGGGGUGCGAGCUGUCGCGGGUGUACAACGAGUCCGCCCUGCUCGCCUCUGAUCGCCGGCUGUGCCACCUCGCCUACGAAGUUGCCUUGGAGUCACUGACGACUCAGAACGUGCUGCUGCCGCGGCUCGAUUUCUACUUGGUGCCGAACUUUACCGCUCGGCAGGCGCUGCAGUGCACCGAGCACGCGGUGGACGCCACAUCGAUGCUGCACUUCAUUGAGGUGGUGGGGACGAACUGCAGCGACAUUGACGAGCUUCUGGCGGCUGUGCGGCACCGCAGGGUGUCGGUUGUGGAUUACAUAGACCAGAAGCUGCUGAGGGCGAUGCGGCGGGCCGAGGCUGCUUGGGCCAGCUCCGAGACGCUGCGGGCAGCAGUGAAGAGGCUGGCUGAGGCGGAGUACUAUGUCGGACAACAGAAUGGCCCUAGCGUGCUGCGCGAUGCGGAGCUGAAGGGGAUCGUGCUGUACGACCCGGUGCGCGACCGAUGGAUGUUCACGCACAAAGUCUAUCACACCGCUGCGCGCUGCUGCCUGUAG
Leishmania braziliensis MHOM/BR/75/M2904 is the source of this 1530-nucleotide messenger RNA. RefSeq names its product putative tuzin. Lineage: Eukaryota; Euglenozoa; Kinetoplastea; Trypanosomatida; Trypanosomatidae. The transcript has a single exon. Bases 1 to 1530 code for a protein of 509 amino acids. The record is from RefSeq and is a predicted model, not a curated record.